Messenger RNA from Ananas comosus (pineapple), 892 nucleotides. RefSeq lists its product as uncharacterized. The record is from RefSeq and is a predicted model, not a curated record. The transcript is spliced from 2 exons. The coding region runs from base 219 to 473 and encodes 84 amino acids. NCBI's taxonomy places the organism in Eukaryota, Viridiplantae, Streptophyta, Magnoliopsida, Poales, Bromeliaceae.
AUGAGACGUUGAUUUAUUAGGAAAAAGGUCAACGUAGCAAUUCGAUACACUUCCCCCUUUUCGUUCCAUUCGAUUCCAUCCUCUCAUAGCUCUCAUCACCUCCCCCUCAAAAAAUAAGAAGUAAAAAAAGAAAGGUUUGGUGAUUCCUCUCCGAUCUCCUCUAAUUCGUUGUUCAUAUUCUCGGCGUUUUCAUCAAUUAAUUUGGCUUGUAAAUUUCCAUGGCGUCUACUGGACCUGCGACUGAGUUUGCUCAAGAAAGCACACGCAAGUCUUUAAUAGCAAUCUCACAAUCUGUUCCAGGGAAGACCCUUAACUCGGACCAAACAGCAGUUAGCUCAACAUACGCCAACUCGGUGGACAGUAACUGCAAUGGAGGGAAAGAAGAAUAUAGAUCGAAGCUGAUCUCCAUAUCGUACACUCAAUCUCCCGACGCUCAACCCUCGCCUUGUUCUUUGGAGAAUAUCGGCAGUUAGCCAAUGAAACUUUUCUUCUGCUUUUGAAGAUACUGUGAUGCUAUUGUUUCAUAUUGUGGUGGCUUGGAUUUGAUGCUUACUACUGUUUCAUAAUAUGGUUUGUAAACUUAAACGCCUAGCAAUGUGUACAGUUGAAUUCCUUGCCUGGAGUGUUAGCUGACAGUAAGAAAUAUUCGGAGCCCCUUAUUUCAAAAUAUCAGUCUUCUCCGAUUGGCGAGACAAGUGACCCGAUCAGAGUUGGGCCAACGAAAUCGUCCAUUGCGUGUCAUCAGCUGGGUUUACGGCUGUUCUAAUUUCCUGCUGAUAAAACCUUGUUGUGUUUCUUUAUCUUUUUUUUGCUUGUUGAAGAUGGGGUUAAAGGGUGUUACACUCAUAAUAAUGUGAAAUAUGCGAAGUACAUGGCAGGAAAGGUUUUUUCG